This is a messenger RNA of Cervus elaphus (red deer), 1843 nucleotides long. RefSeq names its product phosphotriesterase related (gene PTER). Gene Ontology annotation, biological process: catabolic process. Gene Ontology annotation, molecular function: zinc ion binding; hydrolase activity, acting on ester bonds. The transcript is spliced from 5 exons. The record is from RefSeq and is a predicted model, not a curated record. Bases 158 to 1207 code for a protein of 349 amino acids. NCBI's taxonomy places the organism in Eukaryota, Metazoa, Chordata, Mammalia, Artiodactyla, Cervidae.
GGGACAAGUCAAAGACCCGGGAAGUUGGCCCUGCAGAGGGUCCCGAGGGAGAAGGCAGCGCGCAGCGAGUGGAGGGAAGGCGCCCGGGAACCGGAGCGGGCGCGGGAGCUGUGGGCCCGGAAACACUCUUUUUAGAGCAUCGCCCGGUCCAUCAGAAAUGUCUUCCUUAAGUGGAAAAGUCCAAACGGUCCUGGGCCUUGUGGAGCCCGGCACACUGGGUCGCACCCUGACCCACGAACAUUUGACAAUGACCUUCGAUUGCUGUUACUACCCACCUUCUCCAAGUCACGAAGUUAUCUCCAAGGAGCCUAUUAUAAUGAAAAAUUUAUUUUGGAUCCAGAAAAACCCUUAUUCCCAUAAAGAGAAUCUGCAGCUGAAUCAGGAGACGGAAGCCGUCAAGGAAGAACUGUUGGAUUUUAAAGCCAAAGGUGGAGGAGCUUUGGUGGAAAACACAACCACUGGUCUCAGCCGGGACGUGCGGACCUUGAAGCGGCUUUCGGAAGAGACGGGUGUCCACAUCAUCGCUGGCGCUGGCUUUUACGUGGAUGCAACUCACUCCUCAGAGACCAGAGCCAUGUCAGUGGAGCAGCUUACUGAUGUCCUUGUUAAUGAAAUUCUCUGUGGAGCCGAUGGAACCAGUAUCAAGUGUGGCGUUAUUGGGGAAAUUGGUUGCUCCUGGCCUCUGACUGACAGUGAAAGAAAGGUUCUGCAGGCAACAGCUCACGCCCAGACUCAGCUCGGCUGUCCUGUUAUUAUUCAUCCCGGAAGGAAUCAAAGUGCACCAUUUCAGAUUAUCCGAGUGUUGCAAGAAGCUGGAGCAGACAUAUCCAAAACAGUUAUGUCACACAUCGAUAGGACUAUCCUUGAUAAGAAGGAACUACUGGAGUUUGCUCAGCUUGGCUGUUACUUGGAAUACGAUCUCUUUGGUACUGAACUUUUUCAUUAUCAGUUCAACCCAGAUAUUGACAUGCCCAAUGAUAAUAAAAGAAUUAAAAGGGUGAGACUUCUGGUGGAUGAGGGCUACGAGGAUCGAAUUCUGAUGGCACACGACAUACAUACAAAGAAUCGGCUGACGAAAUAUGGAGGUCACGGCUAUUCCCAUAUCCUCACCAACAUUGUUCCUAAAAUGUUGCUGAGGGGGAUAACAGAGGGUGCACUUGAUAAGAUUCUGAUCGAGAACCCCAAGCAAUGGCUAACUUUCAAAUAGGAUGGUUGUUACGAAUUCGCACCUUGAGUGUAAAGCUUGCCAGGGAACAGAGAGUGAUUUCAAACCCACUGUGAGAUAUUAAUCAGAGCCACAGAGGACUAAUGACAGAAUAUUUCCUUUUUAUGCGAAGUAGAAGACUUUUGCCUUCCCAGAAACUGGCUAUUACAUCUGUACCUUUAGGGAGUUGCAGAGCCUAAUUAAGCCCUAUUGUUUUUCCUUCACAAAAUAAAUACAAAAGUAGCCAUUUCCAAAUGAUGAUUUACAGUUUAGCUCCCCUGAGUGGAGUUUUGCUUCCUUUUGUUUUGUUUUCUUUAAUCCAUCAGCAGCACUCCUUGAGAAAAUUUAAACUGUUUUUAGUUAAAUUACCCCCUUCUGGAGCAAUCUAAUGUUUCUUGUAAUAUUGAUGAUUCUACUAAUUAUCCUGCUGUUCUUUAAUUAAUGCUUAAUGAAUAAUAUCCCACUUUAAAAUAGCUUCUGCAGCAAAGGAAGCUAAAUUUUGAGACAUUUAUUUUAAGGAUACUGUAAUACAAUAACCAAUUCACAACAGUAAAAAUAUUGUGGAAGGUUAAUUAUAUCUGUUCACCUAUCUUCAUAUACUUAAAAUAAAUCACUUUUGUUGCCUGUGCCUUUCUGGUA